CGAGAACGAGAAGAUGCAAAAGCUUGGGUACCUCUCUUCAAGUCUUUACUUAGUGGUAAUUCAAAUUAUAUUUAUGUUAUAUGGACCACUAGCUCUAGCACUAUUCUUGAGACUUUGACUUGCCUUCGUCAGAUUUACAUUUUUUGGCUUUUUGGUCCUUGUUUUUGGCGUUUUGGUGAAUUAUUAAGGAUGAGGUGACUACUUGGAUAUCGACUCUUAUCGGGAGAAGGUGUGGACUUUGGAAGAACAAUCAAGGAUAGCUGUCAAUUCCCAGAUCCCGAAUACAAAGGUAAGACAAAAGUAACAAAUAACUACCAAGAUCAAGAUCACCACCAGCAUGAGGAUCAUGGUCAACAACAACAGGAGAACGGUCACCAACUAGGAGCAGCUAGGUCGUAGAUCACUAAACAGUACUAGGAUCAACAUACUGGUAGUUAUCAUCGUCAGCGUGAUCAGUAUAGAGUAGUACUGCUACUGCGCUGAAGUAACUAAAGGACCAGCAAGGUCAUAGACUGACAAGCACAGAACAAGGAAGAACAUCAUCGGGAGCAAAAACCAACCACAUGAGUCAUAUCGUCAGUGG
Amoebophrya sp. A25 is the source of this 583-nucleotide messenger RNA. The record is from the annotation of a GenBank genome assembly. Lineage: Eukaryota; Dinophyceae; Syndiniales; Amoebophryaceae.